This is a messenger RNA of Caenorhabditis bovis, 969 nucleotides long. NCBI's taxonomy places the organism in Eukaryota, Metazoa, Nematoda, Chromadorea, Rhabditida, Rhabditidae. The record is from the annotation of a GenBank genome assembly.
AUGGAGGCUAUUGAUGAGAAAGAGGUUUCAGGCGGGAGCAUCCAGGAGCUCCUAAGAGCGCUCGAUGAGCACCCGAACCGCAAUGCCUUGUUUGCGGAGAUCGGCGAGCUUCUCGUCAGGAGGCUCGCCGAGGCGGAGGCCGACCGUGGUCGGGAGCGAGCUGAGGAGCCGGAGGAACCGGAAGAGAUGGUCGAGCCGGAGGCUGAGGAGCCGGAGGAACCGGAAGAGCUGGUCGAGCCGGAGGCUGAGGAGCCGGAGGACCACGCUCGAGAGUGCGGCCAUGGGUGCGGCAGCCGCGAGGAGGUGGGAUGGCGAAGGCAGGUGGCAGCGCGGUGGACGGCGGCGGAGGAGGAUCGUCGCGGGCGCGAAGGGUUGGAAGCACCGAGGUGCUUGUUCUGCUUCUCGGCAGCCCACCCUUCGUUGGCGUGCGAUCGCGUGCCCUUCAGCUGCGAGAGAUUGAGAGCAGCGGAAGCCGUCGGCCGCUGCUACCGCUGUGGAAGACUCAUGACACCAAUCAAUGACACGCCUAAAAGGCGUACGAGAAGCGCGGGAGGCAGCGGGCCGUUGCGCAAGCGUGCUUCCACGGGAAGUUCGAGUGACAAGGUCGAGGGGCAAGUGGCAGCCGACGAUAGCAGCGUGGCGAAGCCGAGUAGUGCAGGGGGCCAGCUUGGGCCGACCAUUCCCAAGAAGUCUAAGAGCGGAGAGUUUGUUACUAAAGCUCUACUCGAGAUUACUGGAGAAAUGUGGGAGGAGAGGGUCGACAAGCGAUGCCAGGAGCGCGCCAAGAGGCAUACGGAGAAUUGGCGCUUGGGCGAGGAGACCACCCGAAUGGUGGUCACUUCUGCUCAGCGGGCGUUGGAGAGACGGAUCGAGGAGCUUGCGGAUUCUAUCUCUCGCUUACCUCUUGGCGCGCUCCUGGCAUCGCUUGUCCACCCUCUCCUCCCACAUUUCUCCAGUAGUCUCGAGUAG